ACCUUAUCCUUAUAUUUGCUUAGGUUUAAGAGGAUCGGUUGACGUGCGAAGGCAAACAUAAACAAAUCAUACUUGAUUUGAAAGGUGAAAUCUUGUUAGCAAAGACAAUGCAGGCCCUCCAGAUUCAUCGUCGGAGUCAACAAUUUGAAUGGACUCGAAUAAAAAGACUUAUUCCAAGCAUCCAUCUUCGAAACCCAUUAACAUUUGAAGAACGGAAGACUUGAUGGAGCGCCACGGAAUGUGGAGUCUGAGGAACAAUUUUUGGAAUCUGAAGGCUGAGUUACCGGGUUAAUAUUUCAGGUGGGUUAUCUUGAUUAGGAAAUCCACUUCCUGUUUUUGAUAAACUGUAGAAAUCCAGUUAUAAAAUGGUAGCCCACAGCAGAAAUCGCGCAAGUCGUUGUAGGCCGAGCCGUCUGUUCCCUCUGAUAUGUCUGUCAGGGUUUGUACUGGCCGCGUUGCUUCUCCCUUUGUUGAGGUCAAAUAUCUUCGCACAGGUUUCUCCGACCCCAAAUAGGAAAAUUAAUAUAGUCCUUGGAACUAAGGGUAUCCAAGAAGAAGAGGAGGAAGAAGAUGAUGAAGCAUUGAAAAAUGCAGAUGAAUCUCUAGCUUUUCAUAAGAAACUCUUCCUUCCCCCACAGAAUAACCUGUCCAGAAAGCUAGAAAAGACAAACUCUUUGCCUCCUCUUAACAUAGAUCUUUUCCCAAAAUUGGCCAAAAGUCAUGUGAAGAUUGUCCUGUAUGUUCACAACAGGCCACACUACCUGAGGAAAGUUGUAGACAGUCUUUCUAAGGUGGAGGGCAUCCAUGAGACUUUGCUGAUUGUAAGUCAUGAUGGAUACUUUGAGGAAAUGAAUAAGAUUGUGGAAGGAAUCAGAUUUUGUCAGGUUAAACAGAUUUUUGCUCCCUAUUCGCCUCACUUGUUUCCUGAUUCAUUUCCGGGUGUUAGCCCAGGAGAUUGCCAGGAGAGGGAUGAUCCUUCUCUUAAACAUUGUAAAGGAAAAGCAGAUCAGUAUGGAAAUCAUAGAUCUCCAAGAAUUGUUUCCUUGAAACAUCAUUGGUGGUGGAUGAUGAACUGGGUUUGGGAUGGUAUGGAAGAGAGCAAGAGACAUACUGGUCAUAUCGUUUUCAUAGAAGAGGACCAUUUUAUUUACCCCAACGCUUACAGAAAUAUUCAGAUUUUAUCUUCAUUGAAGCAACACAAGUGUGCUGAGUGCCUUGCUGCAAACUUGGCUCCUUCUGAUGUGACUUAUAAAGGGGAACAGACAGAGAAUUUCAUUGCCGAAAAGAUCGGCAAUGUUGGCUACGCAUUCAAUAGAACAGUUUGGAGGAAAAUCCACUCUCGGGCAAGAGAGUUUUGUGCUUUCGAUGAUUACAAUUGGGAUAUUACUAUGUGGGCAACUGUGUACCCUUCACUUGGUGUUCCAGUUUAUACUUUGAGAGGGCCCAGGAGAAGUGCAGCUCACUUUGGAAAGUGUGGCUUGCAUCAGGGAAACAACAAGGGAGUUCCUUGCUUUGACAAUGGUCAGGAAACUCCUGACAUCGAUGAACUCGAUAAGGUUCCUAAUUUAAAGCCGGAAUGGGAAGUAAUCAGGCAAGAGCCGCAUGGUGGUUACCAGGCUGGUUUUAAAGGUUGGGGAGGUUGGGGUGAUGAUCGGGAUCACAAGCUGUGUCUUGAUUUUGCGUCAAUGUAUCACAUUUCUUCGUUAUCUCAUAACUUGAGUAAGCAAACUUUAUAAAAUUGAAUUGUUUCAUGAC
Cryptomeria japonica (Japanese cedar) is the source of this 1755-nucleotide messenger RNA. RefSeq names its product alpha-1,6-mannosyl-glycoprotein 2-beta-N-acetylglucosaminyltransferase. Lineage: Eukaryota; Viridiplantae; Streptophyta; Pinopsida; Cupressales; Cupressaceae. Gene Ontology annotation, biological process: protein N-linked glycosylation; oligosaccharide biosynthetic process. The transcript has a single exon. The record is from RefSeq and is a predicted model, not a curated record. The coding region runs from base 366 to 1736 and encodes 456 amino acids. Gene Ontology annotation, molecular function: alpha-1,6-mannosylglycoprotein 2-beta-N-acetylglucosaminyltransferase activity. Gene Ontology annotation, cellular component: Golgi stack; Golgi membrane.